Tarenaya hassleriana is the source of this 3079-nucleotide messenger RNA. RefSeq names its product spastin. Gene Ontology annotation, cellular component: mitochondrial outer membrane. The record is from RefSeq and is a predicted model, not a curated record. Bases 403 to 2883 code for a protein of 826 amino acids. Gene Ontology annotation, molecular function: ATP binding; ATP hydrolysis activity. The transcript is spliced from 17 exons. Lineage: Eukaryota; Viridiplantae; Streptophyta; Magnoliopsida; Brassicales; Cleomaceae.
AAAUCCCAAAAACCUAGUCUUCUCUCCGCCGUUGCCUCCGUGUCUCGCCGUCGGUGCUGACGUGUCAGUAGUUCUGGUUCUUGCGGUUGCCUCUGUAAUUUCGAAGAUGAGAAGCGGUUGAGAAAAAUCCGCAGACAUCGAAGUGUUUCUCGAUCUCCUUUGACCUUGAGUCUGAAAAGUUUUCUCUUUUCUUUUUUUGGGUUUUCUCAUUUCAUCCGAGGAAAAAAAGGAAAACUGCAGGAAAAAAAACACUGUGCUUCUUUGUUUAAGGGAAAAGAGGAGAAGGAAGUGCUGCGAGACCGAAGUCAGUACUUUCUGUUUGGUUCUCGAGAAAAAAAAAAAAAGGCAGUAGAAAAGGAAAGAAAACACCUUUGUUUUGUGUGAAGUGUUUGAGUGAUCGAAAUGGACAGUAAACAGAUGUUGUUGUCGGCGUUGGGUGUCGGAGUUGGAGUCGGGGUGGGUUUGGGGCUGGCGUCUGGUCAGACGGUGGGAAAAUGGGCCGGAAGCAACACGCCGUCAACUAACGGCGUCACGGCGGAGAAGAUGGAGAAGGAAAUGCUCCGUCAGGUAGUUGACGGAAGAGAGUGCGAAGUCACUUUCGACGAGUUCCCGUAUUAUCUCAGUGAGCAGACAAGGGUGCUUCUGACGAGCGCAGCAUACGUCCAUCUGAAACACUCGGAAGCUUCUAGAUACACCAGAAACCUCUCUCCCGCCAGCAGGGCCAUUCUCCUCUCUGGUCCCGCAGAGCUUUACCAGCAAAUGCUAGCGAAAGCCUUGGCGCAUUUCUUCGAAGCCAAGUUACUUCUUCUAGACGUAACCGAUUUCGCCCUCAAGAUACAGAGCAAAUACGGCGGUAUGAGCCAAGAUUCAUCUUUGCUCCACAGAUCGCCCUCGGAAUCAGCUCUCGAGAAGCUUUCUGGAUAUUUAUCGUCGUUCUCGCUCCUUUCGCAGAGGGAAGAGCCUAAAGGUACCUUGAGGAGGCAGAGCAGUGGUGUAGAUAUCAGAUCGAGCUGCAGCGGCGGCAUGGAAGGAUCUGGCAAUCCUCCAAAGCUACGAAGGAACGCCUCCGAAGCAGCGGGUAUGAGCAAACUCUUAUCUUCAAAUCCAGCGUCUCUGAAACGAACGAGUAGUUGGUCCUUUGACGAAAAGCUCUUCAUCCAAUCUUUGUAUAAGGUCUUGGCAUAUGUCUCUAAAACCACUCCGAUCGUUGUAUACCUUCGAGACAUCGAUCAUCUUCUGUUCCGAUCCCAGAGAAUCUACAUCUUGUUUCAGAAACUGAUCAAGAAACUGUCUGGACCUGUUCUCAUCCUCGGUUCAAGAAUCGUAAACUUAUCUAACGAUGGCGACGAGGGUCGAGAGAUUGAUGAAAAGCUUUCUGCAGUUUUCACGUACAAUAUCGAGAUCCAACCACCCGAGGACGAGAACCAUCUAGUGAGCUGGAAGUCGCAGUUGGAACAGGACAUGAAGAUGAUCCAAGCUCAGGACAAUAGGAACCACAUUAUAGAGGUUUUGUCCGAGAACGAUGUGGUGUGCGACGAUCUCGAAUCGAUCCUACUCGAAGACACGAAGCUCUUGAGUAAUUACAUCGAAGAGAUCGUUGUCUCGGCCAUCUCAUAUCAUCUGAUGAACAACAAAGAUCCAGAGUAUCGGAAUGGAAAGCUCGUGAUAUCUUCUAAGAGUUUAUCGCACGGAUUCAGCCUCUUCAAAGAAGGAAAAUCGGGUGGUCAGGAGAAGCGUAAGUCGGGAAAAACUCGAGAAGAUGAACCUAAGAAGGAUUUGAAAGCUGAAUCAAAACCCGACAGCGGAAACACUGAAGGCAGCAAGAAUGAGUCGGAGAAAUCGGGUUCUCCACCAAAACCCGCAAGCCCAGCUCCAAAAGCUCCGGAAAUUCCUCUGGACAACGAGUUCGAGAAACGGAUAAGGCCGGAAGUGAUUCCCGCGGACGAGAUCAACGUGACAUUCAACGACAUAGGGGCAUUGGACGACAUCAAAGAGUCGCUGCAAGAGCUCGUGAUGCUUCCUCUCCGCCGUCCCGACCUCUUCAAAGGUGGAGGUCUCCUCAAACCAUGCCGAGGGAUCUUACUCUUCGGGCCGCCCGGCACUGGCAAGACCAUGCUGGCAAAGGCCAUAGCCAAGGAAGCCGGUGCGAGUUUCAUCAACGUCUCGAUGUCGACCAUAACUUCAAAGUGGUUCGGAGAGGAUGAGAAGAACGUCAGGGCUUUGUUCACGCUGGCGGCUAAGGUCUCGCCCACGAUCAUAUUCGUGGACGAGGUCGACAGCAUGUUGGGGCAGAGGACACGUGUUGGAGAGCAUGAGGCGAUGAGGAAGAUCAAGAACGAGUUCAUGGCUCACUGGGACGGGCUCAUGACCAAGCCCGGCGAGCGGAUACUCGUUCUUGCCGCCACGAAUCGGCCCUUUGAUCUCGACGAAGCUAUCAUCCGGCGGUUCGAACGGAGGAUAAUGGUGGGAUUACCCUCUGUGGAGAACAGAGAGAAGAUUCUGAGGACGCUUUUGGCGAAAGAAAAGGCGGAAGAAGGGUUAGAUUUCAAGGAAUUGGCGAUGAUGACUGAAGGGUAUACGGGAAGUGACCUAAAGAAUCUAUGCACGACAGCUGCGUAUAGACCGGUGAGAGAGCUGAUACAGCAAGAGAGGCUCAAAGAUACGGAGAAGAAGAGUGGUGGUGGCCCAACAGAAGAUGAAGUUAGAGGGGAAAGAGUUAUCACUCUCCGCCCAUUGAGCAUGCCAGACUUCAAGGAGGCUAAGACUCAGGUUGCGGCUAGUUUUGCGGCGGAAGGUUCGAUAAUGGCGGAGCUGAAGCAGUGGAACGAUCUGUACGGAGAAGGCGGUUCCAGGAAGAAAGAGCAGUUAACCUAUUUCAUGUGAUGAUAAUAAAAAAUGCCAAAUUUCACAGCCAGGUUGGGAUUUUCCUAAUAAGAUUUGCAGAAUAAAGAUUAGAGAUUAGGGAGGUGUAUAUCCAUAGAUGGUGAACCUUGUUAAUAAUCGUGUUUCCCAUUUUAUAUAAUCGCUUCGAUAAAUCUCAAGCGGGAAAUUCCUUCCAGACAUGGAGGCCCCACGUAUA